This is a messenger RNA of Naegleria lovaniensis, 534 nucleotides long. RefSeq lists its product as uncharacterized. Gene Ontology annotation, molecular function: GTPase activator activity. The transcript has a single exon. Bases 1 to 534 code for a protein of 177 amino acids. The record is from RefSeq and is a predicted model, not a curated record. Gene Ontology annotation, biological process: activation of GTPase activity. Lineage: Eukaryota; Heterolobosea; Eutetramitea; Acrasida; Naegleriidae.
AUGAUGGAAGCCAAUUUAAAAUACAACCCUUCAAAGGAAAAUCAAGGAGGAAAACACGACGCCGAAAAGAAUAUUCAUGACAUGUAUAGAUGUUUUGAAAUAUUUCUGCAGAAAGACUAUUUUAAAGAGAGCGUAUCGUUUAAAGUUGCUAAAUUGAUUACUCUUUUCAAGUGCACUCAACCAGAUCUGUAUCAAUAUUUUGAGAACGAGGAAGUAGAGCCGAACGAGUGGUGUCUUCCAUGGAUCAAAUAUUUACUUUCAAAGGAGCUUCCAAUUGAUUGUGUCAAACGAUUGUGGGAUACCUAUUUCUCAACUCAUGAUUUUGAUCUGCAUAUUUAUGUAUGCCUCGCAAUUUUACAGUAUUUUAGUGAGACGUUGAUGGAGCUAGAAUACAGUGAAAUCAAAUAUUUCCUUAAUCACAUCUAUACAAUUGAGAAUGAAGAUGGUGAAAAUAGUUUACUGCGAAUUAUACCCCAUAUCAUCAAGCAAGCAUACAACUUUAGAGCUUAUGUGAAAUCAAGGCAAUUGAUAUAG